Priapulus caudatus is the source of this 1092-nucleotide messenger RNA. RefSeq lists its product as uncharacterized. The transcript is spliced from 6 exons. The record is from RefSeq and is a predicted model, not a curated record. Lineage: Eukaryota; Metazoa; Priapulida; Priapulimorpha; Priapulimorphida; Priapulidae. The coding region runs from base 295 to 1092 and encodes 265 amino acids.
GACGCUUCGGAAGUGUCUGACGGCUCGUAGCAGUCGCCGGCGUCCGUCGGCAGAGGCGCUCGCGGUGCGGCGGCGUGUCUUGGUGAGGAAGGGAAAGGGGCGGCAGCCGGGUGGAGGAGCUUAUGCCCAGCAGCUCCAGCAGGAAUACGCCAGCCUGCUGUCGCGAUACGCGGAGCCGAGCUCACCAUAGAUCAGCUGAAGCUAUCGCACAAGGGACCAUUGGAGCAGUCUAUAGACUGGAGCACUGAACCUGAUCACGCAGAUGAGGAGGAGACGUGUAGAGAGAGCAAAAGGAUGAGUGUUCUCUUCAAGGCGGCAAGUCUAGAAGAGCAGAUGGAGACACUGCAGUCAACAGGGCUCACAUUGUCUAUGGGGAAACGGCGGCAGCAAACUAGUGCCAUGCGUAAGGCAUUGAACGAAAUGCAAACGGAGGUUCAGGAUGCAGCUCUGCAAGGUGUGACAUUAGACACUGACGAUAGUCUCGUCACCGAGCUAUCCAACCUUAACCAGAAGUUUGAGCAGCUGCUCACAAAGCUUCACAUAAAGAUGGCAGCACUGGCCGAAGAUGUCGUUCCAAACCAGGAUUCGCCCCAGCCAAUCACAGACAGAGGGCGUGCGGGUGGCGCCCCCACGGUUGCGCAGACGACGGUACACCCUACGGCCGGCGUAGUGUUGUCAUCAUCGCCACUACAAGAUGGCCGCGUACUGUCACAGUCAUCCAAUCAGCAUCCACCGCACCGUCACUCAUCACUAAAUGGCGAGUCAGCAUUGCACACUACUCUGCCAGGUGGCAGCACGAGUCUGCCGGCGGGGGUCGAGAGCGGGGACGUUUUCGCGGACGCGUCGCCGGGAGCGGUGGCCCCAUCUUGUUGCCGCCGCUGCGAUUCGGGACUGACGGCGGCGGCGUUCGGCGAGGCAUCCUCGUCGCCGCGGGACGCAGGCGGAGACCUGCUCAUACGCACGUACCUGGAGAGCAUGGAGAACCAGCAGGUAAUGUGCUCGCGGGCACCAAGUUGCCACGUCGUUGCAAAGCAUUGUUUCGAGAACAUUCUUCUGUCUUCGCGAUGCUCGUCAUUUAGAGCCAUCGGCUAG